This is a messenger RNA of Dichotomopilus funicola, 1647 nucleotides long. RefSeq lists its product as uncharacterized. The transcript is spliced from 2 exons. Gene Ontology annotation, molecular function: transcription cis-regulatory region binding; protein binding. The record is from RefSeq and is a predicted model, not a curated record. Gene Ontology annotation, cellular component: Set1C/COMPASS complex. Bases 1 to 1647 code for a protein of 548 amino acids. Lineage: Eukaryota; Fungi; Ascomycota; Sordariomycetes; Sordariales; Chaetomiaceae.
AUGGCUUCUGAGGCGAGUUCCCCCCAGCGGGAGCCCACACUAUCUACUUUGCCGCCUUCGCUCCCACAGAAACGUGCUCUCGAAGAUGAUCACAGCCCGGCGGUAUCGUCACCCUUAAACCCCGAACCGAAAUCGCAAAAAUUUCAAGUUCAAAUCGAGGAUACGCAAGCCAUGCCGCGCGAAAAGAGGACCAAGAAGGAAACGCUUAAAAAGCGGGAGUCCAAGGGGGCGGGCGCGGGCGGCGCCGACAGCGCUCGAGCGACCCCCGAUCCAAAGCAGAGAGAAGCUCCCGGGGAGAUGGCGCCAAACCGAUACAAACUUGCGCAUCCCAAGCCCACCGAUUUUGAGCUCUCAAGAGGACCGGUCUUUGUACCCCACCAUGAGGUCCAGGAUCCAGAGGGGAAAACGAUCGAGUUCGUGGAAACGUCCGACCAUGUUUAUAACAAGAAGAGCUUCCACUACACACAUUGCAUCGCCGACCCCGCUUUCCCUUCCAUGUUCUACUACCGCAACACUGAGCCACCACCGUUCGGCGCCCACUUGGCUUUCGAGGAUGCCGCGUCGCAUAUGUUUUUCGACCGGAGUGGGAUGCACAUUACCUCAGACAAGGGUUUCCGCAUGACGCGCGCAAAUGUUGCAAUACGGGAAGGGCGAUGGUACUGGGAGUGCAAAGUCACGCGGGGCAUACUCAAGGACCCGCAGGACGGAGACCCCAAGUCCCACGGGCAUGUCCGGGUAGGCUUUGCGCGGAGAGAAGCAGCAUUGGAUGCCCCCGUCGGAUUCGACGCAUACAGCUAUGGUAUCAGAGAUGCCGCGGGUCAAAAGGUCCACAUGUCACGGCCCAAGGACUUCUUCCCACCGGGCGAAGAGAUCAAAGAGGGGGAUGUGAUUGGGAUGGAAAUUCAGCUGCCCUCGGAGCGGCUCCAGCGCAAGAUCGUCCAGGGCCAGUACAACCCAGCCAUCGACCUCGCGGAUGAGGAACCCGAAGAAGCGCCCGAGGCCCCGAAUAUCAUCCGCGACCGCAUCCCGAUUCGCUUCAAGGCGCAUAUCUACUUCGAGAAGAUCGACUAUCACACCACGAAGGAACUUGAGGAUUUGAUGAACCCAUCGCCGGCAGGCUCAAGUCACAAGACUGAGGCCCCCCAUCCAACGCACCCUGUUCCUGCGCUUCGAACGCUACCGAACUCCUGCAUUAAGGUCUACAAGAACGGCGUCCUCAUGGGCACUCCCUGGACGGAUAUCCUGGCCUUCCUCCCGCCCGCUUCGAGACAAGCACAGCAGACUGGUGGGCGUGAAGCGCUUGACGACGGAACGUUAGGGUACUACCCGGCGGUCAGUGUAUUUCGGGGAGGUGCAGUGGAGGUGAAUUUCGGUCCCGAUUUUUGGUACCCGCCACCCGCCGAGGAUACCGAGAUGUUGGAUGCAGGCACGGACGGCCCGCCGCAAAAACAGCCAACGCGACUGCGUCCCAUCAGUGAGCGAUAUGAUGAUCAGAUCGUCGAGGAUGUUCUUUACGAUAUCGUGGAUGAGGUCGGCUUCUGGAUGCAGGAUGGCCAGAAAGUUAUUGACCAGUCCGCGCGGGAUGGGAAAGUUGAGGCCGCAGCGCCUGGGAGGGAUGAGAUCAAGGAGCUGGUACAGGACGACUGA